AUGCAGCGGUUUAUGGCUUCCCAUGGCAAGGUGGGCAACAUCAGCAAUAGCAACACCCUCAAGAUGAACACGCGCACGGCGUUGACCUUCCUGGAGAACGGCAACUCGCCAACGAGCAUUAACACGGGCUAUGUGCCCGUCGAGCACAAGAUUCAGCAGGAGCUGCAGGACCCCAGGUCGCCGGAGAAGGAUCUGAAGCGCCUGCGCAAGAUUAAAAGGCAGAUCACACUGAAGGCUUCGCUGGAAAAGCUCCAGCAUAACACAGACGGCAAGGCCGAUGCGGACGACGAUGACGAAGAGGACUCUGCUAUGGACCCGGAAAACUGCGACAUGCCCAGUCCACCUAGGAGUUGGAUAGAAAUGGGCAACAACGAACUGGAGAACGUCCACAAGCCCGCUGGCAUUUGCAGCCUGAGUGCAGCCGCCUACAUAGCCAAUGGAGCCAGGAAUGGCAGCACUAAGGCCCAGCUCUGUGAUCUGUCGUCCAAGCAGACGCCCUCAUCGCGAGGCCCCAUUGCCCAGUGGGAAAGCUUGAUCAAGAACCGUUUUACAGUGUGA
Molecule: messenger RNA, 558 nt
Organism: Drosophila serrata
Lineage: Eukaryota; Metazoa; Arthropoda; Insecta; Diptera; Drosophilidae
Source: RefSeq, a predicted model, not a curated record